This is a messenger RNA of Syzygium oleosum, 516 nucleotides long. RefSeq names its product auxin-responsive protein SAUR24-like. Bases 85 to 375 code for a protein of 96 amino acids. Gene Ontology annotation, biological process: response to auxin. The record is from RefSeq and is a predicted model, not a curated record. NCBI's taxonomy places the organism in Eukaryota, Viridiplantae, Streptophyta, Magnoliopsida, Myrtales, Myrtaceae. The transcript has a single exon.
AGCCCUCAAGAUCUCUCAGCUCGGAAAACAUUUUCUUUCUGAAUCAAAGAAUUUGCCAUCUCCUUCAUUUUCUCCGGGAUAAAUAUGGCCAUUCACUUGUCGAGUAUCAUGCAUGCGAAGCAGAUUCUCCGCCGAUCUCUUCUCAUCGGCAGAGAAGGAGUCUCGGUCCCAAAAGGCUACCUUGCAGUCUAUGUUGGAGAGAGACAGAAGAAGAGAUUUGUAGUGCCGGUAUCGUUCUUGAAUCAACCUUUGUUUCAGGACUUGCUGAGCAAGGCCGAGGAAGAAUUUGGCUUUGAUCAUCCUAUGGGCGGUCUCACAAUUCCUUGCACAGAAGACACAUUCAUUGCCCUCACUUCGCAGUUGAGUCAGUCGUAAGAGGAGAUAAACAAGCCAAAAACAAGUUUGUGUAGUAUGAGAUGCUAAUCCCAUGUACAGUCCUUUGAUGUAUUUUUGUAGCAACCUUAUACUGAAUGGGCCCAUUCAAAAGAGAUCAAUGGAAAUUUUGCUUUUUUAGUC